AUGAAUAAUAGAAAUCGUACAAUUAUAAUUAUUAAAGAAUAUAGUUUAAUAUUUAAAUUAAUUAGGAAUGAUAAUAAAGAAAAUCAAUUGAUUAAAAUUUUAAAUGAUAAUGAAAUUGGUGAAUUAUUUUAUAAUAAAAUUUGGAAAAAUAAAUAUUUAAGAAAAAUUAUUUCAAAUCAAUUAUUAAAAGGUACGAUUGAAAGAAUAGGUGAGAAUGAAAAAACCUUUUUAGAUAUAAAAAGAUUAAAUAAAUAUAAAAAUAAAAAUUUUUUAAAAUCAAUUAUUAUUUUGGAUAAUAUGGAACCGUCAACAAUUAAAUUACCAAAAUCAAUAACUAAACUAUCACUUCCAAAUUUUAAGAGAUAUUUAAGAGAGGGAUAUUUUGAAUCAGACUCCAUUACAGAAUUGAAUUUAUUAGGAUAUGAUGAGCAGUUAUCAUAUGGAUCAAUUCCAAAUUCAGUUAAAACUAUUAGAUUUUCAAUAUUUAAUCAAGCAAUUCAACAAGAUUGCUUACCUGAACAAUUGGAAACUUUAGAAUUUGGUUUAUUAUUUAAUCAACCCAUUGUAGAAUAUUCAAUACCACAAAGUUUAACAUUACUAAAUUUUGGUCAUUCAUUUAAUCAAUCAUUAGAGAAUGCAAAUUUAGGUGCAACUUGUAUUACUACAUUAAUAUUUGGUAAUAAUUUCAAUCAACAAAUUCAAAUUGGUCAACUUCCAUCACAAUUGAAAACACUUUAUUUUGGAAAUGGUUGGUCACAACCAAUCAUAGCAAAUUCAUUUGGUCAAUCCAUUACAGAUUUAACAUUUUCAAAAUUUAAUCAUCCAAUUUCACCAGGUGAUUUACCUUGUUCUUUAUUAAAAUUAACAUUUAAAAGUAAUUUUAAUCAAAACCUUUUACCAAAUUCAAUACCAAACUCUGUUGUUGAUUUAUUUUUAGGUGUAUCAUUUGAUAAACCACUAAUUGAAGGUUCAAUACCAAAUUCUUGUACAUCAUUAUCAAUUACAGGAAUUUUUAACCAAAUGUUACAAUCAUACUCUAUUCCAAAAUCAAUUAUAUCAUUAGAACUUGGUUAUUGUUUUGAUCAACCACUUGAAAAUGCAAAUCUAUCAUCAACUUCAAUAACUUCAUUAAUAUUGGGUGAUAGAUAUAAUCAAUCAAUUAACAAAGGUUAUCUUCCUAAUAAUUUAAAAUAUUUAAAACUUGGUGCAGAAUUUAAUAAACCAUUAAUAGUUGGAUCCAUGGAUUCAAUUAAAAAAUUAAGAUUAGGUUAUAAAUUUAAUCAAGAUAUUCCAAUUAAUGUAAUACCUUUGGUUGAAUCAUUAGAAUUGGGUUCUAGUUUUAAUAAAAAACUUGACACAUUUAUUAUUCCUUCUGUAAAAUCAUUAACAAUUUGUAAUCGGUUAUAUGAUCAUAUAAUUCAAGAAAAUGAUUUACCAAAUGUAAAAGAACUUAUCUUUAUAUAG
Dictyostelium discoideum AX4 is the source of this 1464-nucleotide messenger RNA. RefSeq lists its product as hypothetical. The record is from RefSeq and is a predicted model, not a curated record. Lineage: Eukaryota; Evosea; Eumycetozoa; Dictyosteliales; Dictyosteliaceae. The transcript has a single exon. The coding region runs from base 1 to 1464 and encodes 487 amino acids.